ACUUGGGAAUUUCCUUAUUAUUUUAGAACAAGUCAAGAAUCGACCCAUGGUCAGUACGUUCCGGAGCCGGAGCACGUGAGCGUGCACACGGUGAACACCGAGGGUUCGAGUUUCACGCCUCCGGGUGACGGAGGGCAACAGCAGAAUCAACCUGAGCCAGCGGGACAGCCACCAGCUGUACCACCGCCACCCGGCCAUGAUGGCCCAUUAUAUGCAGCACAUGGCGCAGCUUAUGCCCAUGUUCCAGCCACCGCCACCACCACAGCCUCAGCCGCGCAUCGUUACCUUCAAGACAUUGAAGGAUAAUGGAGCGGAAGAGUUUCGAGGAGACAAGAUGGGGGAGCCCCAGAUUGCAUUGGAUUGGCUUGAGCAGAUGGACCGAGAUCCACACACGCCCAAGCCAUGGACCUGGGAUCGCUUUGAUCGAGCUUUCACGAAGGAGUACGUCCCCACCCGGUACCGCGAGGAGAGGCGCGAUGAGUUCGUUGCACUUAAGCAGGAGGGGAUGUCACUGCCUGAACUGAGACAGAAGUUCGACUACCUGUCCCAGUAUGCGACGAGUUUGGUCUCCACUCCGGAGGAUCGUUUGAAUGAGUUCGUCAAGAAGCUACGGCCAGACAUGAGGCCGUACGCCGCGCUGAUCACAUCGACAGAUUUUAAUGCGGCGUAUGAUUUGAUUGUGAAGACGGAGAAGAGCUUGGACGAUUUGCAGGCAACUAAGAAGUGUCCGUUGUCCGUGCAAGGGAAGCAAUUCCCUGCAGAUUUGAUAGAGCUACCACACAAGGAGUUUGACAUUAUCCAUGGUAUGGAUUGGCUCACCGAGCAUAGAGCAGUGGUCAACUGCAGUUGUCGGACCGUACGGCUGAGAGCCGAGGACGGUAGCGACGUAUCACUCUCCGGGGAGGUGUUCCCCAAGGCUCCCGAGUUCAUAUCGUCCUUGAGCGCGAGGCGCUUGAUUCGCAAGAAGUGCGAGAUGUUCCUGUGUCACGUUCAGGAUAUGCGAAAAGAAUCACCACGUCAGCAGGACAUUCGUACG
Messenger RNA from Cuscuta campestris, 1036 nucleotides. The record is from the annotation of a GenBank genome assembly. Lineage: Eukaryota; Viridiplantae; Streptophyta; Magnoliopsida; Solanales; Convolvulaceae.